CUCACUGGGUUUUGGGUUAUUGAUUUUAAUGGCGAACAUGGUUAGUGUGGAUGCUGCUGUGGAUUGUGGAGAAGCUUUAGCCGCCUUGAUGCCAUGCCGGUCGUUCUUGGUGGGCGAAGGUCCAGACAAACCCAGUGCACCGUGUUGUGCGGCGGUGCAAACCGUGUAUAAGAUGGCUGGAAGUACGAAAGAUCGUAGGGACUUAUGCACCUGCUUUGUAAAGGCUGCACCUUCCAUCGGAGUCAAGCCUGAGAGAGCUGAAGAACUUCCUCAUGAUUGCGGUAUUACUCUUCCUUUUCCCAUCGUCCCGGACAUUAAUUGCAGCAGUAUACCAGUGACCAUGGGAGUUCUGAACUAAAGAGUUUAAAUGUUU
This is a messenger RNA of Carica papaya (papaya), 373 nucleotides long. The record is from RefSeq and is a predicted model, not a curated record. Lineage: Eukaryota; Viridiplantae; Streptophyta; Magnoliopsida; Brassicales; Caricaceae.